Molecule: messenger RNA, 7430 nt
Organism: Nothobranchius furzeri (turquoise killifish)
Lineage: Eukaryota; Metazoa; Chordata; Actinopteri; Cyprinodontiformes; Nothobranchiidae
Gene: trip11
Product: thyroid hormone receptor interactor 11
Biological process (GO): Golgi organization; endoplasmic reticulum to Golgi vesicle-mediated transport
Cellular component (GO): Golgi apparatus
Molecular function (GO): small GTPase binding
Source: RefSeq, a predicted model, not a curated record
UGAGUUCCGUAUCCACGUCAGAGCUGUCACGGAGAAGAGCUGAUAAUGGCUACAGUUGAGGUGGCACUUUUAGGUGUUUAGGCUGCCAGUAAACUGCUAAAUGUGAGACUAAAGCGGGUUUCAGACAUCAGCCACGGCGGCAAAAGCUCACAGCUAUCGUAAUGUUUGACCGGCUUUUAAUUCAAUGUCGUCUAACGCUGUUGUUUUUGACGAAUUCCUUCAGGCGAGCGGCCAGCUGUUGUUAGCCGGGUGCUGUGCUCGCUAACCAGCGUCUGAUCAAUCUGCGAAGACACUUAGUUACGGUUUAAAUAGGUGGGUUUAACGUUAACGGGGUUCCGGUGGUGUGGAGGCUACAGCUGAGCCUAAUGACCGAGCUAACGGAACCGUUCUUGAGGUCAAAGCAAGGCUAGUCCCCCAGCCUCCGUUCUUCGGUUUGGUGUUUGUUGAUUUUAUUUGUACCGUUGAAGAUGUCAUCGUGGCUGGGUGGACUGGGCUCUGGCCUCGGCCAGUCUCUGGGACAGGUCAGCGGGAGCUUGUCGACCUUCACCGGCCAGAUAUCCACCUUCACCAAAGACAUGUUACUGGAAGGUGUGGAAGAAGUGGGAGACGCUGCCACAGAACUUCAGGUGUCCAAUUCCAAGUUGGCUGAAGUUCAGGCUGGGUUUGCUGCUCAGAAAUCUGAGUACGACAGAUUGAAAAAGCUUCAAUCAGAGCUGGAGGAGAAGCUGGAGGCUUCAGAGAUCCAGAUUAAACAGCAGUCAGCAGAGUACAGAACCCUCCUGCAACAGAAAGAUGUGGAAAUCAGCCAUCUGAAAGCUCGGCAGAGUGGACUCCAAGAAGAAGUCCAGAAGCUCCAGCAUUCAGCCCAGUCGGCCUCAGUCUCCCCUGCAGUUCUGCCAGUCACCACUGCUUCCUUGACCACUACUUCCUCUUCUCCUUCUGGCUUCCUGACUCAUGCCUCAGGGUCUCAUCGGGGCUUCCACGGCGACGAAAUCGACAUCAGCGACGUUCUUUGGUCACAGCAAGAAAUCAACCGGCUGUCGGCAGAAGUGAUGCGUCUGGAGGCAGAGCUGGGACACUGGAGGAGAAUGUCUCAGGCGUCAUCAACAUCAGGAACUGCUAACGGCGACCAGGGGGAAAUUCUUAAGCUACAAAAGACGAUUAAGGAGCUGCGAGAUGAGUUGAGCCGAGAGGUGGACGAACAUCAGCAUGAGCUGACAGCUCUGCAGGAUGCGCAGCGGCAAAAGAUGGCUGACGUUACCCGGCGGCACAGAGAGGAGCUAGCAGAGUAUGAAGAGAGGAUAGAGGAGCUGGAGGAGCAGAUUCACAGUGAAGUCAGUUCCUCAUCGGAUGCCUCCAAAGAGCUUGAACUUCAAAAAACCAUACAAUCCCUUAAAGAAGCAGCAGAGCAGCACAAGCAGCAGCUGGAGGAUGCACAGAGGAAGCAGGUCGCCCUGCAGCUGGAGAGAGACGAAGCCCAGGAGGAAAACGCCGGGCUGCUGCAGAACUAUGCCCGGCUGCAGGCGUCCGUAGCUGAGCUCCAGACUCGAGUGCAAGAGCAGGAAGGAAAAGCUCUGCAGAAAGCUCAGUUGGAGCACGAGAUCCAAAUGUUGAGAAGCAACCUCGCAGGUGCAGAAAAAGAAAUAGAAAGACUGAGAAGCCUGUCUGAGACGGAGCCGAGGGAGGAGGUGGAGCACGCAGACAUCUUAGAGCUCAACACCAUCAUUGGAACAUUACAGCAAGAAAAGCUGGAUCUGCAGCAAAGACUGAAGCUGGCCGAGGAACAAACGGUUAGUGAUGCUGGAGCAGCGGAGGAGUCGGGACUAAAAGGGGAGCUGGAGAGGAGAGAGAGAGAGCUGAAAGCCACAGAGGAGGAACGAGACACCUUGAUGUGUGAGCUGGAGGAGCUGGAUCGGCAGAAUCAAGAAGCAACCCAGCAUAUGAUCAGUGUGAAGGAGCAGCUCUCUGGACAGCUAAAGGAAGUCGAGUCUGAGCUGAUGAGAACCACUUCAGAGCUUAAAACAGUCAAAGAGCAGAAAACCACACUGGAGCAGGAGCUGGAGAUGCAGAGAGAGAAAGUUAGCCAGAGUGCUUUUAGUCUAAAUGACCUGCACAUGGAAAAGCAGCAGUUGGAGCGGACAGUGAAGGAGCUGAGGGACAAACUGGGACACGUACAGGAGCAGAGUGCAGAAGCACGUAAAGAUGCCACAGACCUGAGGAAGACCCUGCAGGAGCGAGAACAGCAGCUAGCUGCUGCUAAAGCCGUGCAGGAUCAAGGAGGACCGAGAGGAACCGAGGCACAGGGAGCUGUGGAGCAGCUCGAGGGUAAGGAGAGGGAAUUAGCAGACCUCAGGAGGGAACUGAAGGAAAUGAGGAGCUCCAAUGAAAGGGUGAUGUCUGAAGAAUAUGAGAGGAAAAUGGAGAACAGGAGGUUGAAGGAGGAGUGUGAGAAAGCUUUGGGUAAAGUUGAGGAACUGACCAAACACCUGAAGGAGAGCCAGGCUGCCCUCAGCAGGACGGUGAGGGAGAAGGACACUCGGAUUGAAGCUUUAAAGCUGGAGAAAAGUCAGAUUGAAGGUGAGUUGAUGCAGGCUGAGAGGACUCUGACAGAACAGGUGAAACAGUACCAGCAGACCAUCGAGGAGAUGACCCGAGCUCGAUCCAUGGACGCCUCGGCUCUACAGACCCAACACGAGGCUGCCAUCAGACUGAACCAGGAUAAAGACCUGGAGAUCGCCAAGCUGAAGAGAGACCUAGAGCAGCUGGCGUCAGACCACAGAGAUACCAAUGAGAUGCUGUCCAUCACAGUCGCCGGGCAGAAGCAGCUGACCGAUCUGCUGCAAGAGAAGGACGUGUUUGCAGAGACUUUAAAACAAAACGCUGUCGAUUUACAGAAGGAGAUGGAAAACAGGAUUUCAGUCGUGACCAAGGAAAAUGAAGUAAUCAAACAGGCGCUGGAGGAAAAAGAUAAACAGCUGGGCAGCAUGAAGGAGGAGAACAGCCAUUUGAAAGAGGAGAUCGAUCGCUUCAAGGAUCAGCAGAGCAGACCUCCACCACUGGCUGAGCCCAAAACCCUGGAUAUCAUCACAGAACUGGAAACGGAGAUCUCUCAACUCAAGUCUUCCAAGAAUUCCACAGAAGAGGAGCUUCAGGCUCUGAGGAGGACCACAGAGGAGCAGCAGGCCUCCUUCCUUUUGUCUCAGCAGGCUCAGCAGAGCGAGCUUGAGCAGGCUCAUGCUCGCCAUCAGCAGACAACGCUCAACUAUGACAGACUCAUCCACGCCAGAGAGGAGGAGAUAGCUCGCCUCCAGCAAACUCUAGAGCAGCUUACUGACGGCCAGGGCCGAGGCCUCUUCCCGGCUCCGCAGGGAGUCGUCAUCAUGCAGGAGCACAAAACGCAGACACUAAACCAGGAGAACGGCAACGAGAAACAUGACCUGUCCAAGGGGGAAAUAGAAAAACUGGUGAGGGGCAUCAAGGAGAAGGAGACGGAGAUCAGCCAGCUGAAUGAGAGGAACCUCUCUCUCACCAAGCAGUUAGAUCAGCUGGUGGUUUCUCGUGAUGAAGUGGGAAAGCUCUCUCAAAUGAUCCGGCAGAAGGAUCUGGAAAUUCAGGCGCUUCAUGCCAGAGUGUCCAUGGGUGGAGGACACAGCCAGGACGUGCUGUAUCUACAGCAGCAGCUGCAGGCGUUGGCUGUGGAGAGGGAGCAAAUGUUAGCCGUGCUGAACGAGAAGACGAGAGAAAACAGCCAGCUGCGCUCGGAUUAUCACCGACUCAUGGAUAUCAUGGCAGGGAAGGAGGCUGCGCUGGUGAAGCUUCAGCAGGAGAAUCAGCGCCUCUCCAACAUGAGCGAUCCCUCCGGGAGCCAGGAGAUGUUCAAAGAGACCAUCCAGAAUCUCUCCCGGAUCAUCCGAGAGAAGGACAUCGAGAUCGAUGCUCUGACUCAGAAGUGCCAAACCUUGGUGACGGUGCUGCAAGCGUCAGGAGGAGAGCCCGGAGCUUCUUCUGGAGGCGUCAGCAGCAAUCAGUUUGAGGAGCUGCUGCAGGAGAGAGACACUCUGAAGCAGCAGGUCAAGAAGAUGGAGGAGUGGAAGCAGCAAGUGAUCACGACCGUGAAGAACAUGCAGCACGAGUCUGCUCAGCUGCACGAGGAGCUGAUCAAGCUGCAAAGCCAGGUCUCCGCCGACAGCGACUGCAGCUCCAAGCUGUCGGUGGACUACGCUCGGCUGAUUCAGAGUUACGAGCAGAAAGAGAAGCGGCUGGGAGGUUUGAGCCUUGAACUUGCACAGGUUCAGCAGACGAUCAGCCAGCUCAGCACAACCAAGGACGUUCUACUUGGUAAACUGGAUGGCGUAGCUCAGACUCCAGAAAUCGCCGCCACCCAGCUCGGUGAUCGUUCUCUCACAGCUGAAGUCCCAAGCCCACCCAUAGCUUCGCUUCUAAACGACGACACAUUCCAGAAAGAGCUUGAAAAACUGCAAGCGCAGUUAGCUGAGAAAGAAAACCUGAUCAGGACUCUUCAAGAGAACAACCACCGACUCUCAAACUCUGCAUCUGCUUCAGAGAACGAGCAGAGAAGUCAAGCCGAGGAGGUCCGGCUGCUCAGAGAGAGGCUGGAGUCCUUACAACGGUCCGUGAGAGAGAAAGACCUGCUCAUCAAAUCCAAAGGAGACCAGCUAAUCCACGUGAGCGAGGCUCUACGUAACCGUGACAACGAUAACGAGGUGUUGAAGCAGGCCGUGACCAACCUGAAGGAACGGGCUCUCAUUCUGGAAAUCGACUCGAAGAAGCUGAAGGAGGAGAACGAGCUAGUGGCUGCACGCUCUCGGGAGAAGGAGUCUGAGUUCAGAGCUCUGCAGGAAACCAACAUGCAGGUGUCGCUGCUGCUCAGAGAGAAGGAGUUUGAGCUGAGUGCGAUCAGCGAGAAGGCUGCUACGGUGGAGAGGAUGCUGACAGACAAAGAGACGGGUAACUCUGGUGAGCUGAAUCAGCUGCUGAACGAGCUGAAGUCCAUGCAGGAGAAGGCUGUGAUGUUUCAGCAGGAGAGGGAUCAGAUGAUGAUGGCUCUGAAGCAGAAACAAAUGGAGACCACUGCAGUUCAGGCUGAGCUGCAGCAUGUGAGAGACAAAGAGCAGCGUCUGAACUUGGAGCUUGAGAGGUUACGUAACCACCUGUUGGAGAUGGAAGACUCGUACACCAGAGACGCCAUCGCUGCUGAGGACCGGGAGACAGAGCUGCGCAGGAAGGUGGCGCUGCUGGAUGAGAAACUGGCCUCGUCUUCCAACGCUGUGGAGAAUGCCAGCCAACAGGCCAACAUGCAGGUGGAGUCUCUGCAGGAGCAGCUAAGUGUGGUGGUGAAGCAGAGGGAUGACACACUCCUGCAGCUCCGAACCUCUCAGGAGCAGGCCAACCAGUACGCAGUGUCUCUCUCCAACCUGCAGAUGGUGCUAGAGCAGUUCCAACAAGAGGAGAAGGCCAUGUACUCAGCAGAACUGGAGAAGCACAAAAAGGAGAAGGAGGAGUGGAAAAGAAAAGCUCUUCUGCUUGAAGACCAGGCCUCUGCUCUGCAAAUGAACUUGGAUGAAGCCAACGCUGCUCUAGAGUCGGCCUCUCGUCUCACUGAUCAGAUUGAUCAGAAGGAGGAGCAGAUAGAGGAGCUGAAAAGACAAGUGGACCUGAGGCAGGAGAUGUUGGAGGAAGCACAAAGAAAACUGAUGAAUCUCCUCAACAGCACCGAAGGAAAGAUCGACAAGGUCCUGAUGCGUAACCUGUUUCUGGGGUACUUCCACACGCCUAAAGCCAAGCGGGCGGAUGUGCUGAGGCUCACGGGAAGUGUGCUGGGUCUGAGCCGAGAGGAGGUGGACAAGAUGCUGGAGGAGGAUGCACGGCGGGGUGUUUCUGGAUGGAUGUCCAGCUGGCUGGGAGGCAGAGGAGCUCAAAGUGUCCCCAACACCCCUCAGAGGCCCAGCAGCGACCAGGGCCUGAACUCGUCCUUUUCAGAAAUGUUUGUAAGGUUUCUGGAGACUGAGUCGACCCCGUCUUUGCCUGCACCAAAGCUUCCGGUCCACGACAUCAAGCCUCUGAGUGCAGCACCUCUAGGGAGAAGCAGCACGUCUGCUUCCACCGCUGCAGCAGCUGCAGCAUCCAGCAGGCGAGCCGGAGACUCCAGUCCGUUCCUGGCUCCUCGCUCUGCAGCUGUUCCUCUGCUGGCCAGGUCUGGACCUGGUGGCUCGGGAGGUCACCUGCUGAUGAAGCCCAUCUCAGACGCUCUGCCCACGUUCACACCUGUGCCGGUUUCCGCCGAGGCCAGUGCGGGCGCUGUGCUCAAAGACUUGUUAAAGCAGUGAUGAGCCCUUGUUAAGAACCAACCUUCAGCACUACAGCAGCCUGGGACAUUUGAGCAGCUCUACUUAUUGCUGCGCCUUCUCCUUCCAGCAAAAAUAAACCAUGUGAGAAUUCAUGAUAAUGUUCCUGAUCUCAGACCAAAAUAAGUAUUUUUUAGAUGGUUGUAUCCAUGAUCCUGGUUCUAUGCAACAGGCUCAGUAUGGUUGGAUCAAACGUUGAAUGAAGUGACUUUACAAGCCAAAAUGAUGUAUUUGAUUAUUUCUGGUGUGUUUUUCUUGACCACGAGUUGCUUUUGAUUUGAUGGAUCAUGUCAGUUCUAAACAUAAGUGGCCUUAUAAACUCUGAGUCUGAUCAUCACCUCUGUGUAUGAGAGGAAACAUUGUGUUUUCAGCCAUCAAAAAUUAGUUUUGUUCCUCCUCCUUUAAUUUUUCUUCUUGUUUUCAACGUUUCAGUGAGUUUAGUCUGAACCAGGCCUAAAACCUCUGGCAACAGCUGAGAUUUAUGUAGUUCAGUACAUCUGUUGAAACCAUAAAGAUCUGUUGGGUUUUCUCAAAAAUGCUUCUUUUCCAGACAAGCAGACUGAGAUAUGCAAUGAGUAUAAUUAUAGCUGCAGACUGUGGUUGAUCGGAGGGUUCAGGCCGCUCUCAUGUUAAAGUCCAACACUAUUAUAGUUAUUUAUAUAUAGAUGAUGUAAAUGGGUUGUUUUGUUUUUAUUUAUAGGCAACUAUAGGACGCUAUAGAAGUUAAGUGCCUGUAUUUUUUGCAAAUGAGUGGUCUGAUCAGGUCUGUAAAUGGUUGCUAUAAAGAUUUAUAUUUACAAAAUGUAAACAAGUAGAAAUCCAAGAGGUUUUUCCUGAUCCGAGCAGGUCUGUGUGGGACUGCUGCUGCACAUUUUUGUGUAGGCAUCAAUCAGAAGCUUCAGGAGGAAUGUUACAGGACCUGUCCAGGUGAACUGAUGAAAUGUAAAAACUGUAAAUCCUGACUGGAAAGAUUUUUUUAGAUGUGAAACUUUGAAGUGGAACAUUUGAAUUUGAUGGAUGAUUGGUUUAGUCUUUAAAUAAAGGUUACCAUGGUGACCCCUCGUU